Molecule: messenger RNA, 1033 nt
Organism: Neocloeon triangulifer
Lineage: Eukaryota; Metazoa; Arthropoda; Insecta; Ephemeroptera; Baetidae
Product: heparan sulfate glucosamine 3-O-sulfotransferase 3B1-like
Exons: 3
Coding region: 49-993 (314 amino acids)
Molecular function (GO): [heparan sulfate]-glucosamine 3-sulfotransferase activity
Source: RefSeq, a predicted model, not a curated record
UUCAAAAUUUCUACUUGUUGUGGCAAAGUCACUGCUCAAGUGCUGACGAUGGAACUUGUGAGAAGUUUUACUUGGAUAUUUAUUAGGAAAAAUGGCUCAUCGUUUGUGUGCCUGGGCAUUAUUAUGCUGGUAUACUGUCUUAUUUACUCUUAUACCAAAGUUGGAAACUCGUCGCCGAAAAAAAUACCGAAAUACGGAAUGAGGAAAAGAAUUCCUGACGCUUUGAUAAUCGGCGUCAAAAAAGGAGGAACGUUUGCAAUGGCUGAAUUUCUCAAGUAUCACCCAGAAGUAAAACUUUCGGGUUAUGAACGCCACUUUUUUGAUAACGACAUCAAUUACGCGAAAGGACUUCAUUAUUAUAUUGAAAAAAUGCCCCUAUCUGGGCCUGAACAUCUGGUCAUUGAAAGAACUGCAACUUACUUCAACAAAUUCACAGCUGCCAAGAGGGUUCAUGAUACAAAUCCGAAUAUGAAGUUGAUUUUACUCGUUAAAGAUCCAAUUGAACGACUUGUCUCCGACUUCUUAGAAACGCAGAAACACUUGCGUCAUGAUUGGAGUGCGUUCAAUAGUUUGGUGGUAAAAAACCAUAGCAGUGGCCGGAUUGAAGUUCACGAUAAUUUUUGGAUGGGAGUGGACAUUGGAAAGUAUGAUAUACAUUAUCAAAACUGGGCACAGUACUUUGGGCCAAGUCAAUUGCUUGUAGUGUCAAGUGAGAAAUUCGUGGAGAAGCCUUGGGAGGAAUUGGAACGCGUGCAGAAUUUUUUGGGAAUCGCGGUUCAAAUAACAAAGAGUAAUUUUACAUCAAGCACUGGAAAAUUUUGGAGUAUUUUUUGUGAUAAGACUGGAAGGUCAAAGUGCUUGCAUGAAGACAAAGGUAGAGCACACCCUGAGAUCAAUGAAACGGUCAGAAUAGCUCUGAAGGACUUUUAUCGGCCCAGAGUUGCAGCGUUUGAAAGAAUGGUUGGAAUGAAAUUUGGUUGGAUGGAAGAUUGAUGAUUUGAUGAAACCAAAACUAAAUAAUGAAAAUAUGGUU